AUGUCCACGAGUCUGGUACCACCCGUCAUGGCUCACUGCCAGACCAAACCACCAAAGGAACCCACCGUCCAGUCGCGGAUGGUUAAGUGGUAUAAUCUUCGCCUGCCACGCGAAGGGCCCGGGUUCGAUUCCCGGUCCGCGCAUUUUACCUUUUUGGGGUGCCCGAAUUCUUGUCAGCCAAUCGGGAUUUACAAGCAACCAGUAAUGGUUGACUUUUUGUCAAUUUGUCGUUCCUGA
This is a messenger RNA of Phycomyces blakesleeanus NRRL 1555(-), 237 nucleotides long. RefSeq lists its product as hypothetical. The coding region runs from base 1 to 237 and encodes 78 amino acids. The record is from RefSeq and is a predicted model, not a curated record. NCBI's taxonomy places the organism in Eukaryota, Fungi, Mucoromycota, Mucoromycetes, Mucorales, Phycomycetaceae. The transcript has 2 exons.